GGAUGGCAGGUGUCACAGCCCGGCGGCGGCCGACAAUGGGCUGCUCGGAGCUGCUGCUGCUGGCGUUGUGCGCCGCGGGUGCCCGAGCGCUUUACUUCCACAUUGGCGAGACGGAGAAGCGCUGCUUCAUCGAGGAGAUCCCUGACGAGACCAUGGUCAUCGGGAACUAUCGCACCCAGAUGUGGGAUAAGCAAAAAGAGGCGUACCUGCUCUCCACGCCUGGCCUGGGGAUGCACGUAGAAGUGAAGGACCCCGAAGGGAAGGUGGUGCUCUCGCGGCAGUAUGGCUCAGAGGGCCGGUUCACUUUCACGUCCCAUACUCCUGGUGACCAUCAGAUCUGCCUGCAUUCCAACUCUACCAGAGUGGCUCUCUUUGCUGGUGGAAGACUGCGUGUGCACCUAGACAUCCAGGUUGGAGAACAUGCCAACAAUUACCCUGAGAUUGCUGCCAAGGAUAAACUGACAGAGCUGCAGCUCCGAGCCCGCCAGCUGCUUGAUCAAGUGGAACAGAUCCAGAAGGAGCAAGAUUACCAGCGGUAUCGUGAAGAACGCUUCCGUCUGACCAGCGAGAGCACCAACCAGAGGGUCCUGUGGUGGUCCAUUGCUCAGACCGUCAUCCUCAUUCUCACUGGCAUCUGGCAGAUGCGUCACCUCAAGAGUUUCUUUGAGGCCAAGAAGCUGGUGUGAUCACCUCUUUCCAUAUGCCCCUCCUUCGAUCACCUCCAUACUUUAGCCACCUGGAUUUUGAGGCAGGGAGGUGGGGGAAGGAGGGCAAGGGAUGAAAAAAAAUAACGUAAGCCACAUUGGUUCCGUUGCAACAACCAUUCAAAUCAACUAUGUGCUGAUAAUAAUUCUCAUAAACAUGGGACAUUGGUCAAAGAUUUCAAAAUGCUGUUUCAGGAUUUAUGAAGAGUCUGAAUUGACCCAGGACUGAGUUUUACUUCUUUUACAUCCAGUCAUACUCCUUUGCCCUUUAAAAAAUGAACAAAUGAAAAAUCUUUUCUACUCUGUUCAUCUAUUUAUACAGUAGGUGACUAGAGGACCUACUAAAAAGGUCCCUGAUCACCACUCCCUAAUCAGUCCUGGGUUCACUCAGUUACAGUAAAUGUAAAUAAGGGUCAGAUCGUUGGCCCCACAGGAUUGAUUUUUUUUCCUAUCAGAACUAUUUUUUGAUAAAUUAUAUAUUUUCCUUCCUAGUUGAAAUGCUGCCUGUUUGUAUAGCUGCAAACACUAAUACAGUCUGUUCUGCAUUAUAUGUUUAUCUGUACAUUUUUGAUAACUACCAUAGCAGUUCAGUGGUCUAUGGGCCAGAAUGCAGGCAUCACAGCUGUUGGCAGUGCCUUAUCAGCGGACGAAGCACAGCAUCUCUUAGGUACUCGUGAUUUCCAUCGCAUAGAUCGCCUCCAAGUAAAAGGUGAAGUGAUGACACUUGAAGAGCUAGCAGAAAACUGUAUUCUCACUUCCAUUUAAUUUUUUUUAGAGUAUAAAUGUUUUCUUAGUGACCAGAUUUGAUUCUUUAUCUAGAUGUUUCCAGUGAAAUAAAAUGUGUUGUAAUA
Molecule: messenger RNA, 1555 nt
Organism: Echinops telfairi (small Madagascar hedgehog)
Lineage: Eukaryota; Metazoa; Chordata; Mammalia; Afrosoricida; Tenrecidae
Gene: TMED4
Product: transmembrane p24 trafficking protein 4
Exons: 5
Coding region: 3-686 (227 amino acids)
Biological process (GO): intracellular protein transport; Golgi organization; endoplasmic reticulum to Golgi vesicle-mediated transport
Cellular component (GO): COPII-coated ER to Golgi transport vesicle; endoplasmic reticulum; Golgi apparatus
Source: RefSeq, a predicted model, not a curated record